This is a messenger RNA of Cladocopium goreaui, 4644 nucleotides long. Lineage: Eukaryota; Dinophyceae; Suessiales; Symbiodiniaceae. The record is from the annotation of a GenBank genome assembly.
AUGGAGCUGCUUCCAUGUGCCCCAGCAUGGCUUCCCCUCCAACUCAGCCACGCGCUUGUGGUCCCAAUGCUGCUCCUGGCAGCUGCGCACCUGAGUUUAACCAAGACCGAUCUUCAGCUCGGGCUGGCGCGACUUCGGGAAAAGUUCCAGCAGCGCAAGCAGCCUCUGAGCCAGGGCGAGCUCGAUCGAGCUCGGCGUUUCGAGGAGGAGCUGCUGAGAGUUCGGCUGGAGAUGUUUCAAAGGGCCCACCUUUUCGCUCUACAUUUUCUGUUCGCAUACAGCCUGGCCAUGGUUCUGAACCUGAUGAUGGAUCCGAGCCUAGCUUCAUUGAUGCAACUCAUAAGCCCACUAGUGGGCUAUGCUAUGCACGUGUCUGUUCAGGCAGGCUUCGUACAGUUCAAGACCAAGAACCACUUUCGCGUGGUGCAAGGUAUUGCUGUUGUUUGCUAUGCCACAUUCCUCUACGGUGUGGCCAAUGAGCAAGAAUAUGAACGUUUCUGUGCCGCGGAAAGGAUUGCAGGUACGAUACUUAUGCUGCUAUGUGUGCUUCUCAUUGGUAUGCACGUGACCCUCCCAAUCUCCAUCCUUUCGUCUGCAGUAGUAACUUUCAAACGCUGGCAGUGGAUGGGUUUCUCGAACGUCACUCCCGAGCUCGUGUGGUCCACUCUGGUCUCGCAUGCGACAGCUACUUGGAUGGUGUUCUGGGUUUCGCAUGCCCUGCAGUCCAGCAUAGCUAGAAAACUGGAAUCCGACGAUGCGUCGUCCCUCCUUCUGGCAUCCCGUCAUGUCUUGAAAGGUGUCUGUGAUGGAGACUUGGUAUUAGAUCGUCGCAGCCAUCUGAUUGUGGAGGAUGCGAGCCCGUUGGAACGGCUCUUGCAUGCCAGGGAGAAGUUGAGUGGAAGAAACUUCUUGGACCUCUUACUGGACGCAGAUGGGCGGCAGCGAUUUUUGCACUUUCUGCAAAGUGAAGCUGCCCCCAAAGCAAGCAAAGCCGCCAUCCCGCCAUGCCUGAGGAUCGCGUUGCAGGGGGCGGAUGGCCCAGUGUCCACCGAUGUCUUCUGCACAAGUUGUGCGGCAGCAGGGAAAGACUAUUACCUGCUGGCAUUCCGCGCUGAUCCGGACCAAGUUCUUGCCCCACCCGAUGCGCUGUUGGGGGCUUUUGAGGUCACGCGGCAAGGCUCGGAAGGGCGGCAGCGGCAGAGGUCAGAGGGCCCAGGCAGCUCCAGCGAAGUCGCGGAAGCCUUCAAUGAGCUGGUGCAGGUGACACUGAUUGUGAGCAACGACAACCCCCGGAUGGACAUCGAAGAGGCUUCCUUGUCAUUCUGUCGCUCGCGCCAAAGCCGUGGCAUGCCGACCCUGCGCAACUUCAUUCCCAUCAACCACUGGGAGCGGGUGGUGGAGUUCUUCCGCAGUGCCAAGGAGAGACUCACCGCCGAGGACAAUGAGAAGCAAGUCCUGCGUUUCCCUUCGCCCCUGGUGUUCCGCAUUCCCGGCAGCAAGCCAAGGAACUACAUCCGUGCCAGAAGCGCCACAGUGGGUGUGGUGGAGGAAGAAGAUGGACAGCCACGGACCUAUGAGCUCCAAUUGAGUGCCUUCGACCUCACGCAUCUUCGCAGAGCCCGAGAACAGGACCUUGAAAAUGACGACGGGGAGAAAAAGAGCUCCGUCUACUUUUUGGGAGAUGCCAAUGUCGGGAUGCAGAAUGCCAAUGCCUUUCUGAUGAAGGAGCCACACGAGGUCCCAACCGUCCAGGCACGUGACCCGAGGUUUCGAUCCUGUGACGUGCCUCAGCCAGUGGCGAAGACCGCCUACUUUUUUGUUGAGCCCAGCACUGAGUCCCUGAUGGAUUCGGGCGUGUUUUGCAGCAUCAUUCGAUUCUUCCUAUUGGAGCGCAUGUUCCGGCGCGGUGUCGCGCCAUGGGGUAGCUGGGUGGUCCUAAGAAUAGCAGAUCAAGCAGCCAACGAGGGCGAGCUCGAUCGAGCUCGGCGUUUCGAGGAGGAGCUGCUGAGAAUUCGGCUGGAGAUGUUUCAAAGGGAGGAGGAGGAGGAUGAUGAUGACGAGGAGGACGAGGACGAGGACGAGGACCACGACGACGACGAGGAGGACGAGGAGGAGGAGGAGGAGGAGGACAACGAGGCCCACCUUUUCGCUCUACAUUUUCUGUUCGCAUACAGCCUGGCCAUGGUUCUGAACCUGAUGAUGGAUCCGAGCCUAGCUUCAUUGAUGCAACUCAUAAGCCCACUAGUGGGCUAUGCUAUGCACGUGUCUGUUCAGGCAGGUUUCGUACAGUUCAAGACCAAGAACCACUUUCGCGUGGUGCAAAGUAUUGCUGUUGUUAGCUAUACCACAUUCCUCUACGGUGUGGCCAAUGAGCAAGAAUAUGAGCGUUUCUGUGCCGCGGAAAGGGUUGCAGGUACGACACUUAUGCUGCAAUGUGUGCUUCUCAUUGAUAUGCACGUGACCCUCCCAAUCUCCAUCCUUUCGUCUGCAGUAGUAACUUUCAAACGCUGGCAGUUGAUGGGUUUCUCGAACGUCACUCCCGAGCUCGUGUGGUCCACUCUGGUCUCGCAUGCGACAGUUACUUGGAUAGUGUUCUGGGUUUCGCAUGCCCUGCAGUCCAGCAUAGCUAGAAAACUGGAAUCCGACGAUGCGUCGUCCCUCCUUCUGGCAUCCCGUCAUGUCUUGAAAGGUGUCUGUGAUGGAGACUUGGUAUUAGAUCGUCGCAGCCAUCUGAUUGUGGAGGAUGCGAGCCCGUUGGAACGGCUCUUGCAUGCCAAGGAGAAGUUGAGCGGAAGAAACUUCUUGGACCUCUUUCUGGACGCAGAUGGGCGGCAGCGAUUUUUGCACUUUCUGCAAAGUGAAGCUGCCCCCAAAGCAAGCAAAGCCGCCAUCCCGCCAUGCCUGAGGAUCGCCUUGCAGGGGGCGGAUGGCCCAGUGUCCACCGAUGUCUUCUGCACAAGUUGUGCGGCAGCAGGGAAAGACUAUGAAAAUUACCUGCUGGCAUUCCGCGCUGAUCCGGACCAAGUUCUUGCCCCACCCGAUGCGCCGUUGGGGGCUUUUGAGGUCACGCGGCAAGGCUCGGAAGGGCGGCAGCGGCAGAGGUCAGAGGGCCCAGGCAGCUCCAGCGAAGUCGCGGAAGCCUUCAAUGAGCUGGUGCAGGGCCAAUUGGCCAAUUGGUUGGAUUUCUUCUACAGCUCCCGGAGAACACAUCGCCUGUUCAACGUUGCCAUCUCCAAAGGGAUGCCCGGAGUCCCGCAGGUGACACUGAUUGUGAGCAACGGCAACCCCCGGAUGGACAUCGAAGAGGCUUCCUUGUCAUUCUGUCGCUCGCGCCAAAGCCGUGGCAUGCCGACCCUGCGCAACUUCAUUCCCAUCAACCACUGGGAGCGGGUGGUGGAGUUCUUCCGCAGUGCCAAGGUGGCCCAACCAGAUGGUGAGGCACCACACUUAGAAGAUAAGACGGGAUUUCUCCGCAACAUGGUGGGCUUCGUGGAGGAGCUCCCGGAAUAUGCAAGAGCUUCCUAUGUGAAUCAAAGUGUGGACGAACAACUCCUGGAGUGGCCAUGCUUCUGGUGCCAACGUGUGGUUGAGACGUUGAUGGUGUGGCAGCGGCGAGCGACGGACCUCCAGUUGGAGUUCACCAUCAUGGAUGAUGAAGGAAACUUCUCAAGGGCGAUGGAGAACUAUGCUGUGAUGACAGCAGAUCCAUCUGUGGAUCUGCUGUUUGGGCCUUGCUUGGGCACUUGGAACGCGUAUGCAGCGAAUGUGGUUACUGCCGGCAACAAGGUCCUGGUGCAGUGGUCCAUCACCUACCAACGCUACAUGGGAGGAUACAGGACAGAAGUUUGUCCUUACUGCAACUACAAGUGGUUUCGCGAAACCGAUUGGGUCGACUCGCAGAGUUAUGGCAACCAAACGGAUUUUCUCUUCUCGCGGCGAAGCGUCUCCAUUCCCGCAGGAAAUAACACCGUCACCAAUCCAGACCUGGAAUUCGACUGGGAGCGCAACAACAGGAUUGCCUUAACCAACAGCAUUUAUUACGCCUUGUGGGGAAUCAAGACCGCAGUUGAAGCCGAGUUGGAGCCUGGACGUGAUGCUGUGUGGACCUUUGCCUAUUUUGAGGACAUGUACUCAGGAUUUGGUGGUUACGCCUGCCGCAGCUACAAGGCAGCUGUCGACAGUUGGGGGAAUGCCACCACGACCCUGAUUCCAUUGAAGGUCAAGGGACUGGUUUGGAACCCCUUGAGCCUGGACUCGAUUAGUGCCGACGUGUUGGUGCUCUGUGGAACAUCUUCUUUGCUUGGCGAGUUUUUGAUCCAGGCCUCCGCGGUGCAUCUGGCCUUCAAGGCACUCUUCCUGGAGCUGCCUGCAGGUGUGGCCUUCUGGGCAAAAAUGCCGGCCACGACGGCGACAGGGAGCAUCACUGGACCACCACGUUCUUUUGGAGAUGGCUCGACUGCGUUGGCAGUCGAGAAAGAAGCCACAUACGAGACGAUUCCCAUUCCCACGGUCUUGCCCAAUACGGUGGAUGCUGGAGUCCUGGAGCGACUCUACGAGGCGAAAUUGAAGAGGGCACAGGAGAAGUCAGCUGACAAGCCAAAAAGCUCGAGCGUUAUAGAUAUUUGUCCAGACCGCGAAGACUAG